UCUGAUGGCGGGCCAUGGCAUCCUGUUAGAUAAUAGAUAUAGACAAUGCCUCUCCUUCAGAAGUAAGUUUUCUCUUCUCUUCGAUCUUAUAUACCCCAGUGUGCGGUGGAAGGCCUGUUCACCCUCUCUUCUCCCGCGCUAUUCCUCAUAGUCCAGCCCGCAACGAUGCUGCUGCCGUCGUUGUCCUUGUCUAUAUUGCUCCCUCUGCUUCCCCUCGCACAUUCGUCCUUCUACGACAACCCGGAGCUCGAGAUCCCGCCCGAGUCUGGUACGCCGCUUGAUGAAUUGAAGGCGAAAUGGGACUUUGAUUGGGGUUUCUCAGGGAUAUCGACAUUUGCCCAUCUCAGACAUGUAAAAUGUCUGACCACCCCGUACGAGCCGUUUGAUAUCGGCAUCAUUGGCGCUCCUUACGAUACAGCUGUGAGUUAUCGACCCGGAGCCCGCUUCGGUCCUCGUGCCAUCCGUGCCGCCUCUGCUCGUCAGACCUCCUUCCGAGGCUUCAACCACCGCGCACACAUCAACCCCUACACGUCCUGGCCUCUUGUGCUCGAUUGUGGAGAUAUCCCCAUCACGCCCUUCGACAACGCUUUGGCGCUGCAUCAAAUGUCCUCGGCAUACUUGGAGCUCCUGGCGCGGAAACCACUGAGCUACAAGAAUCCGGAAAGCCACGAGCACCCCAAAUUGAUCACCCUGGGCGGGGACCACUCCGUCGCCCUCCCCGCGCUGAGGGCGCUGGAGAAGAUCUACAAGGAGCCCAUCGCGGUGCUACAUUUCGACGCUCACCUGGACACCUGGCACCCGGGGGCCUACCCGAGCGCGUGGGCCGAAACCCCCACGCAGGCCGACUUCACCCACGGGACCAUGUUCUGGAUCGCGUCGCAAGAGGGCCUGAUCAACAACGGGUCGUCGGUGCACGCGGGACUGCGGACGCGGCUUCUGGGCGACGACUUCCACGACUACGCCGACGACGAACGCCAGGGGUUUCUGCGCAUCGAGUCGGACGACAUCGACAGCGUGGGCGUCAAGGGCAUCAUCGACCUGAUCAUGGAGCGCAUGGGCACGUCCAUGCCCGUCUACCUCUCCGUGGAUAUUGACGUGAUCGACCCAGGCCUGGCCCCCGGGACCGGCACCCCGGAGCCCGGCGGCUGGACCACGCGCGAACUCAUCCAGAUCCUGCGCGGCGUCGAGGGCCUGAACCUCGUGGGCGCCGACGUCGUCGAGGUGAGCCCCGCGUACGAGGCCGGCCACGGCGAGGCCACCGCGCUGGCCGGCGCGCAGGUCGUGUACGAGAUCCUGACGAGCAUGGUGAAGCGCGGGUUGAAGGACCGCGGCGAGGACGUCGUCAUCGAGAAGCCCGGCCGGAAGAUCGGGGCCACCAAGAAAGGCAUCGUGGCCAAGGUCCAGGAGGUUUUGAGGGAUGAGUUGUGAACAAAACAGAGAGAGGUCUGGAACGCGGAAGCAGAACCCCAACACCGUCAUGGCGUGGGCUUGCAUGACAUGAGGAAACGGCUAGAUGGACAGCUCCCCAUUUAGGUAGCUAAUAUUUAUUAUAUUGGCACUCUACUUUUGACGAGCCAGACGAAUUUCUC
This is a messenger RNA of Cladophialophora immunda, 1589 nucleotides long. Its product is annotated as agmatinase. Lineage: Eukaryota; Fungi; Ascomycota; Eurotiomycetes; Chaetothyriales; Herpotrichiellaceae. The record is from RefSeq and is a predicted model, not a curated record. The transcript has 3 exons. Gene Ontology annotation, molecular function: metal ion binding; agmatinase activity. Bases 166 to 1428 code for a protein of 420 amino acids.